Myxozyma melibiosi is the source of this 1138-nucleotide messenger RNA. RefSeq lists its product as uncharacterized. The coding region runs from base 175 to 816 and encodes 213 amino acids. NCBI's taxonomy places the organism in Eukaryota, Fungi, Ascomycota, Lipomycetes, Lipomycetales, Lipomycetaceae. The record is from RefSeq and is a predicted model, not a curated record. The transcript has a single exon.
GGAGAGCAAGCGUGCCUCGACUUUGCUGACCUAAACGUGCGGGUUUGGUUCUCUGACACGUCCUCGAGUGCGAUCAGCAACCGCGACUUUCUACAAGGCCAAGUUUGGUUAUAAGUCGAUCACAGGCGCCCCGAUCCGCUUCUACUCCCUGCUCUCCUUGUCACCGCUGGCAAGAUGAGUUCACACAGAGGACGAGUUCGGUCGCCCUCCCCGCUUUCGUCUGCGUCUUCGGCUGCAUCGUCGAGACGCACGUCGUUCCAGUCAGCGGUCACCUCGGCCUCCACAGUGUUUGAUCCUGGUCCUGGUGCACUCGCCCCGGUCCAAAUGCCCACUCGACUACCUUCCCAGCCGUCUUCUGUUCAGAUCUAUGAUACGCUUGAGAAAGAACAAGAGGCGAUCGUCAACCGGCUACAGAGGGAGCUCUCAUUGCUGCGGGAAGAGCAGACACAGCUUGCGGCGUCGGCUCAGCAGAGAGCGCGAUCCCCUAUUGCGCCUUCCCCCCGGCAUCGUCGCACUGAUUCAUCUUCAUCAUCGCUGUCGAUUACUCGCGCGGGUGCUCCAGUGAGAUCCGAUUCGGAUCAGAGCUCGGCUCAGAUCCAGCGUCGUAGCUCGUCCCGACGAUCUGUGGAAUCCGGUUCAGGCCUCUCCUCAGCAGACGAUAUGUAUCUUGCGUCUCUCCGAAAGGAGAAUGAUGCGUUGAAACGAAAACUUGCAGAUAUGGCGAAAGCUCUUGGAGAUAAGGAGAAUGAGCUCGAAGCACUCCGGGCGACCCUUGACAAGAUCCGCAUAGACUCCGAGUCAGCGGUUGCAGACUAAAUUGCGAGUAUUGCUCAGCAAACGGUGGGGAAUUAAUCGUCCAUUGAAAAUCUGACUCGCAAGUCUUGAGAAAGAGAGGUCUACUACUUCUUCGUCGGCACCACAUCGGCUAGAUCCAAGGUCACAAAAGAUCGUGGAAUAUGUUCAAGGAUAAAGCCUCGCCACGGGACCUAAUGACGCCUAGCGGUACCUGCUACGGUCAUGCAGAAUACGAGAUUUAUGGGGUUAUUAGUAUAUUAAUAGUUGUACACAUGAAGCUUCUAGCGGGAGAGAAUGCGCGAGCCACACAAAUGAAUGAAUUAUAGUAUCAUCAAGCCAAAUC